Messenger RNA from Clarias gariepinus (North African catfish), 1923 nucleotides. Its product is annotated as G-protein coupled receptor 135. Gene Ontology annotation, cellular component: membrane. Gene Ontology annotation, biological process: G protein-coupled receptor signaling pathway. NCBI's taxonomy places the organism in Eukaryota, Metazoa, Chordata, Actinopteri, Siluriformes, Clariidae. The transcript has a single exon. The record is from RefSeq and is a predicted model, not a curated record. The coding region runs from base 212 to 1552 and encodes 446 amino acids. Gene Ontology annotation, molecular function: G protein-coupled receptor activity.
GCAAAGGAAUACAGAAAAUGAGCCUGCAGAAGGAGACGAUCUGUUUGAGAAGACUUCAGAGUGUCAUCAGGGGUGCCUCAGGGUUGGAGGGAACAGCUUUUAAUUUAUGUAUUAAUAAUCCAGGGUCUCCUUUCUAAGGCUGAGAUUCAGCACGUUACUGUGAAAGGGAUGAGUCCUCUCCAGCCGUGUGGCUUCUCCUCGAUCGUAUCCGAUGGAUGUGAGAGGCAGCGACAUGACCACAGCGGCAGACAACGUGUCAACUUCGGCCCUGAUCUGGGAAACAGGGAUGGCGAGUUCUCUGUCUCCUCAGAUCACAGCUGUAAACAGCACAUCUGGAGCGACGCCGCUGGAGGUCUCAGAGGGAAGCUCGGUGCUGUGGGGCAUAGCCGUGGCUGCUCAGGCUCUCCUCCUCCUGGCCAUCUUCCUGCUCUCCAGCUUGGGAAACUCAGCUGUGGUGAUCGUGAUCAUCAAACACCGUCAGCUCAGGACAGUCACCAACGCGUUCAUCAUGUCCCUCUCGCUGUCGGACUUCCUUACGGCCGUGCUCUGCCUGCCUUUCUCCUUCAUCAUGCUCUUCAGUAAGGAUGGUGUGUGGAUGUUUGGUGAGCGCUUCUGCAUUGCCAACGGGUUCUUUAACACCUGCUUUGGGAUCAUUUCCACUCUCACCAUGACGCUCAUCUCCUUCGAUCGGUAUUACGCUAUUGUCAGGCAACCGCAGGAGAAGAUUGGAAGGAAGAAGGCCAUCCAGCUGCUGGUGGCUGUCUGGCUGUCAGCUGUGAUUUUCUCUUUCCCGUGGUAUCUCCUCAUACGGACAUCAGAACACCUGGUCAUUCACAAACGUGGAUUUUACCACUGCAUGUACGUUUUCCACUCGGGGACGUCCCGCAUGGGGACGGUGUACAGUGUGUCCCUCAUCGUCGUGUGCUACCUCCUUCCAUUUGCGCUUAUGUGUUUCUGCCACUAUAACAUCUGCAAAACAGUGCGUCUCUCCGAGAUCCGGGUGCGACCGGUCACCACGUACGCACACUUGCUCCGCUUCUACAGCGAGAUGAGGACGGCUACGACCGUACUCAUCAUGAUCGUCUUCAUCAUUUUCUGCUGGGGUCCGUACUGCCUGAUGGGGAUCGUCACUGCAAUCGGAAACUACGCCUUUAAUCCGGCCAUGGACGCCGUAGCCGUGUGUAUGGCCUGGGCCAAUGGUGCCAUCAACCCACUCAUUUAUGCCAUGAGAAACCCCAACAUCUCCAUGCUGCUGGGGCGCAGCCGUGAGGAAGGAUACAGGACUAGAAACGUCGCUGCUUAUCUGUCUGCGCAGACUCGAACACGCAGUCGAACUGCGUCACGGUCGCACGCAAUACGAGAGCGCUACAUAACAGGAACACGUGCUGGAGGAAACAGUAGAGUGUCGUCUUCAAGCCCAGCUAACGGUGGAGAAGUAGCAAUGUGGGCAUGCAAGAACCCUGCUGUGUUUUUCUGCACGGACGCACAACUUGACACAGCCACCGAGAUCGGACACGAACCAAAACGCCACACGGCGAAUACCAGUCUCUGAUUUAACAUUUGACUGGUGGACUAGUGGUAUAUACAUCAUUUGCAUCAGUUUGUAUCGCUCUUUUUUUUUAAAGUGCCAAACUAGACACCAGGGUGCGCGCAAUCGCACCACAACACUGUGGACGAAUCAAGAAGUAACAUUUUCGUGGGCCUAUAGAGCUUUAACCUGAAGGGGGACGUGGGGAUGGUGUAACACAUUUCACUUUCUUUAACAUCUCUCUUUAUCAAAAUGACACAGUUACCUGAAAUGUGCAGUGCAUUUUUGUGGGCAGAACAUAAAUGACAUUGUAAAAGCAGGUUAGGAUGUGAAAAUCACUAAAAUUAUUCCCACUAAAUGUCUGUGAUGAAGUACAAAUUUUUAAAAAAGUUUUU